Messenger RNA from Schistosoma turkestanicum, 177 nucleotides. The record is from the annotation of a GenBank genome assembly. NCBI's taxonomy places the organism in Eukaryota, Metazoa, Platyhelminthes, Trematoda, Strigeidida, Schistosomatidae.
GUUGAUAAUAUAUACAAUUGUUUGGAAUAUUUAAAAGAGAAAAAUAUUCGAACAUUGACUGCUGAACCGAGAAUUGGUGCAUCCGGUAUAGUUGUUCUAUUUCUACACCCUAAAGAUACAUGCAAUGUACUGCAUGAAUUGGAACAUGUUCCUCCGGAAAAUCAUCAUACCGAUUGA